GGUCAUUUAUCCUGAAUCUAGUGGAUACACAUGGCAAAGAGAUAACUCUUCAGAACAGAGUCGAAUUGAUGCUAUCUGGAUCCCACAAAAAUGGAGUAAUAAAAUUAUAGACUGUUCACUAGAAAAUUUACAAUUAAUUACAGAAAAGGAGAAAAUAAAAACAUCUACUAUAACUUCUAGACAAGAGCGCUUCGGACCAACAAUUAACUCACUUGAAAAAACAUGGAAAACAUUAAAAAAUAUAAUAAUUGAAGCCGCUGACCAU
Molecule: messenger RNA, 265 nt
Organism: Dentiscutata erythropus
Lineage: Eukaryota; Fungi; Glomeromycota; Glomeromycetes; Diversisporales; Gigasporaceae
Source: the annotation of a GenBank genome assembly